AUGAGCGUUGUUUGCCCAUGGCAGACUCCUCGCCAAUGGCUGCACGGCUGGCUGCUUGUGAUUUUGACGCUCGAUGCUGCGCGUGAUCUUUGUGCCGCACACUGCGAGCGAGAUCCGGAGCUGGCGCAGCUGUCCCGGACUGAAUUGGUGCAGGUGUGGUCCGCCGCUGUGCGACAUGAGGACGCAGCGGAACUUUUGGAAGGCGGGGUUCCGGCCCCCCCUGGGCCGAGCGGUUGCCUUGAAGCUCGGUGGCUUGCACCCCAAAACCGCAGCUGCUUGGCGGAGGCCGUGCGGCCAGCAGCGGGCUCUGGCUCCUGGGCCGCAAUGGUGGUUUUGCUCACGGGCAAGGUGGGCGCGGCCACGGUGUUGGCCGCACAGCUGAGCUGGCUGCAGAAGUGGCCGAUGGUGCUGGUGACCUGGCAGGGCGAGGUCUCUGCAGACCACUGGCUGCGAUUGCCUCACUCCCGGGUGCAACUGGUGGAGGUGCCUCCCGUCCAAGUUUGGCCGGCGCUGACCAGCUCCAAGGCACAAGACGUGUUGCUGCGCAGAGGGCUGCAGGUGUUGGAAUCUCAGUGGCCCAUCCCUUUGGAUGUGCUGGUCCUGAAGAGUCGGCCAGACGUGCUGCUGCCAAGGGGUGGAGCAUGUCUUCGGCCUGGACUACAGCGUGCCACGGGAGCUGGUGGGCAAGCCCUUCCUGCGCCGCAUUUGGGCCCCUUGGCUUGA
This is a messenger RNA of Effrenium voratum, 723 nucleotides long. Lineage: Eukaryota; Dinophyceae; Suessiales; Symbiodiniaceae. The record is from the annotation of a GenBank genome assembly.